Sycon ciliatum is the source of this 1732-nucleotide messenger RNA. Its product is annotated as fibrous sheath CABYR-binding protein-like. Gene Ontology annotation, cellular component: nucleus; cytoplasm; nucleotide-activated protein kinase complex. The record is from RefSeq and is a predicted model, not a curated record. Lineage: Eukaryota; Metazoa; Porifera; Calcarea; Leucosolenida; Sycettidae. The transcript is spliced from 6 exons. Bases 377 to 1195 code for a protein of 272 amino acids. Gene Ontology annotation, molecular function: protein kinase binding. Gene Ontology annotation, biological process: signal transduction.
AAAAUAACUACAUACAGUACAUGUACAUGACUGUACUGGAAUAUUUUGGAAGACUCUUAUUUGCCCAUCGAUCAUCAUACUUUUGAGGGUUUCGUCGUCCUCAACUCUCAAGGCUGAGUUUGUGUCAUUUUUUCAAUCUUCGUUUCACCCUGGUCCUUGCUGUCCGGCCUCUUCUCCGCGUUCAACUAUUUUCAAGUGCUUUGCGCAAGCUCACGGACUUCCCUUCGCUGGCUUCAAUCAGGCUGAAUUGAGUGAGCGCCUGCUGGUCGUUUUGGACCCUUGCUCGUCGUCGUCUUCUGCGUUCGCGUGGAUCACCCCCAUUGAGGGCUAGCUAUUCUGACGCACGCUCAACCAAUAUCAGCGAAUAGCAACAAGCAUGGGUAACUCAGGUAGCAAGAAGAAGAAGGACGGAGCAGCAGAGCAGCCGAAAGAGGCAGCAGAAGGAGAGGCUGCUGCGGCCCCCGCUCCGGAGGGAGCUGCCACUGCCAGCGAGGGUGCUGCCACGUCUGAUCCGCCCGCAGCAGCCGAGGCAGCCAGUGAUGAGAAAAAGCCUGACGACGAGCCAGCAGCAGCAGCAGCUGAAGAGUCGACGAAAGCAGAAGAAGGCUCUGGAGAAGCUGCAACUAGUGAACCGAAGGAGACCGACGCUGCCCCCGAAGAACCAGUAGCGGAGCCAGAACCAGCAGCAGAAGAAACUCCUGCCCCUGCUAGUGAAGAGCCUGCGCCAGAAGAGCCCGAAACUGCUGCUGCCGAGGAGGCACCAGCAGCCGAGGAGGCACCAGCAGCCGAAGAGGCACCAGCAGCCGAAGAGGCACCAGCAGCCGAGGAGGCACCAGCAGCCGAGGAGGCACCAGCAGCUGAGGAUGCCCCGGCAGCAGAAGAAGGAGAAGAGGACGCCACAGAUGGUGCUAUGCCAUCCAAGGAGAUUGACCCGCCGGAGGAGGCCAAUGAGGACACUGACGUUACUCUGACCUGGACACACGGCGGCGAUGAGGUCAAGGUUGCUGGUAGCUGGGAUGACUGGGUGCAGCACGACAUGGAGAAGGGUGAUGACGCUUUCUCCUACGUAGUCAAGGUGGAGUCCGGCGAGAAGUACACAUACAAGUUCGUCGUGGAUGGUGACUGGAAAGUCGAUGAGGACAAGCCGUCGGGUGAGGAAAAUGGCCAGACCAACAACAUUCUCACUGUGGAAUGAGAGAGCUGCACAUUGUCUUAGGAAUCAGCAAGUGCAUUGAAUGAGGAGUUCUCCACUGCUCGCCGAUGCUGCAGCACCAGCUCCAUGGUCACACGCUGGGCAUCACUUCCCUUCGGAAGGGCGGUAGCGGCGGCGGUGGUGGUGGUGGUGGUCCCGUUCCUCGUACCCUAUUAGCGUUGACAGCCGAUGGAGAAAUUAGAUUUCCUCAUUACUUAGCAACGAUUUUCCCUUGCCACUGAGUACAUUGCAUAGUAAACCAUUGGCCUGUCGGGUAAGAAUGGCGCUAUCCCUGCGUCAAAAAAUCCCAAAUCACUAUAAAAAUAAUUUGCUUCAGGAAUCAUGAAUCUGGAUUUCAAGACGGCCUCGCUCUUCUCUCAUUUCAUUUUCAUCUUUGAUCAGUUUCUUUUCGGGCAGUCCUUCAUUUCCCCGUUGCUUCCCUAUAAUUCCGUACUUCAUUCCGAACUGCGUGAAAUCGAUGCAGGAAAGCCCCAGGUAUUUGUUUUGUCUGGAAAUGAUAGAUUAGCAGUAGCGAUCGUA